AUGGUUGAUAACGCAAGAACCUGCUUGAAUCGUAAACCAGCCACAUUCCAAUUUUAUCUCAAUGAUUUAUUUGGAAAUGAUUUCAAUACCAUCUUCAAGUCACUCCCUGACUUCUAUACAAGAUUGGUAGAAGAUAAUGGUCACAAAAAUGAAACUCCUAGAAGAAGCCUUCGGGAAGUAAUUAGCCUAACACUCAAUGACAUGCUCUUGGAGGUUUUGAUUGAAGACGAAAAACUGGACUCAUUUAACAUACCAGUGUAUGAACCUACAGUUGAGGAAAUUAGGCAUGUCAUUCUGGAAGAAGAGUCAUUGUUUCUUCAAAGACUAGAUAUUUUCACCAUGUCUUGGGAUGAAGGUAUAAAUGAUUCUUUUCUAGAUGGAAAUAUAAGAGCCGAAUUCGUAGCCAAAUACACAAGAGCUGUAAUGGAGCGCCUCUUUUAUCUGCAAAGUUCGAGGCAAAAGUUGUAA
Molecule: messenger RNA, 468 nt
Organism: Glycine soja
Lineage: Eukaryota; Viridiplantae; Streptophyta; Magnoliopsida; Fabales; Fabaceae
Product: 3,7-dimethylxanthine N-methyltransferase-like
Exons: 3
Coding region: 1-468 (155 amino acids)
Biological process (GO): methylation
Molecular function (GO): S-adenosylmethionine-dependent methyltransferase activity
Source: RefSeq, a predicted model, not a curated record